AUGUCUUCUACUGAUUACACAGAGUCUACAGAGGCUACAUACUCUACAACAGCAGAUGAAACAGAGGAGGCAGAAUCAACUGAGCAGACCAAUAGCGAAAAGCAAGGUGUAAUGCCAGUAUCAAACGAAGAAAAUACAGAAAAAGAAACAACAGAGGAAGAGCCAAAAGAAGGAGAAGAAAAAGAGGGCGAAGCUAAGGAAGGCGAGGAAGGUGCUGCUCCACAAGAAGGAGAAGAACACAAAGAGCCAGAACCAGAGCCCGAAGUUGAUCCUCUUGAAGGCGUUGUCUACAUGAAAGACGAAGAAGCUAAAGAAUUAACAUUGAAUGCAUACGGAGAUCCUGCUUAUUGGGAAGCUCGUUACGUUGCUGAACCAGAUAAUUUCGAAUGGUAUCAAGAUCCAGAAGCUCUUUCUUAUCUUCUUAAAGAAUAUUGCGAAGGAGGCGAAGGACUUAAAGCUUUGGUUAUUGGAAAUGGUAUGUCAGAGUUACCUGUUGUUGUUGCAAAUGCAGGUGCUGAAGCAGUUACUGCAAUAGAUAUUUCAAAGACAGCAAUUAAAAAAUCGCGUAGAGCACACAAAGAAUCCGAAAACAUUACAUGGAAAGUUAUGGAUGCUUGCAAUAUGAAAUUUGAAGCUGGAGAAUUCAAAGUUGUUGUUGAUAAAGCAUGCUUCGAUUCAAUAUUAUUCGGUUCAGAAAAUGACGCUAAGCAAAUGAUUUCAGAAGUUGCUCGCGUUCUUGCAAAGAAAGGUGUAUAUAUUAUUGUUUCUUGCUAUGCACCACAAGAUAUUCAAUCAUAUUUCGAUAAUCCAGCAGAGCUUCUUCUUAAGGUUGAAAAGACUGUAGAACUUCAAAAGCGAUUACCUUCGGAAGCUCCACAUUACGUAUAUGUAGUUCGUAAAGUAGGAAAACUACUUAACUAA
Trichomonas vaginalis G3 is the source of this 921-nucleotide messenger RNA. Its product is annotated as methyltransferase protein. Lineage: Eukaryota; Parabasalia; Trichomonadida; Trichomonadidae. The transcript has a single exon. Gene Ontology annotation, molecular function: S-adenosylmethionine-dependent methyltransferase activity. Bases 1 to 921 code for a protein of 306 amino acids. The record is from RefSeq and is a predicted model, not a curated record.